Molecule: messenger RNA, 2556 nt
Organism: Brassicogethes aeneus
Lineage: Eukaryota; Metazoa; Arthropoda; Insecta; Coleoptera; Nitidulidae
Source: the annotation of a GenBank genome assembly
AUCAGUCUGUUUUCGAAGAGAAAUGUGGUGUUACGGGUGCGACUGAUGUUUUCGCACAUGUGAUUUAUUUUGUGGUUUCUGUUUAUAAGUGACAAUCUAAAAUGACAUUGCUUCAAUUACGGAAUGAUCGAAACCAAUUUUUCUAUACGAUAUAGUUGAGGAAAUUUUUUAAUUAGCGAAUUAGUAGAAACGUCGGCGCGGCGUUAAAUGACGAUGAAAUUAUUUUUGUACUUGUUUAUGGUGAUCAAUUUUCAAAAUUUAAUUAGUGCACAUUAUACACAUCAAUGGGCUGUGCAUAUUAACGGUGGCCAAGAUGUGGCCGACGAAGUAGCUAACGAUCAUGGAUUUAUUAAUCACGGACUGAUAUUUGAAGACUAUUAUUUAUUUUCACAUAGCGGGGUGGAAAAACGAUCUCUGACGCCGAAUUCGAAAACUAACGCUAGGUUAGACGAUGACGAAAGGGUCCACUGGGCCGAGCAGCAAGAGGCCAGAAAGCGCGUCAAGCGAGAUCUAAAAUAUCUCGAUAACGAUCCGCUAUGGCCAAAAAUGUGGUAUUUGAACAGGGGGAACGGUUUGGAUAUGAACGUUAUUCCAGCCUGGAAUGAUGGCAUAACUGGGAAGGGAGCUGUUGUUACCAUUUUGGACGAUGGUUUGGAGAAGGAUCACCCAGAUUUGGUGCAAAAUUACGAUCCCUUGGCUUCCUAUGAUGUAAACAACCAGGAUUCAGAUCCAAGCCCCCGAUACGAUAUGGUCGAUUCCAAUCGGCAUGGUACCAGAUGCGCAGGUGAAGUGGCUGCUACCAGCAAUAACAGCAUAUGUGCAUUGGGAAUAGCGCAUGGGGCACAAGUUGGCGGCGUACGGAUGUUGGACGGUGACGUAACUGACGCAGUCGAGGCUCGAUCUCUUAGCCUGAAUCCCCAACAUAUUGAUAUUUAUAGUGCCUCAUGGGGACCGGACGAUGACGGCAAAACGGUCGACGGGCCCGGAGAGCUCGCCACCAGGGCAUUCAUCGAGGGAGUCACUAAGGGCCGUAGUGGUAAAGGUUCAAUAUUUGUUUGGGCUUCAGGCAACGGUGGAAGAGACCACGACAAUUGUAACUGCGAUGGCUACACAAACUCCAUUUACAGUCUUUCGAUAUCGAGCGCGACAGAGAAAGGCCAAGUGCCGUGGUACAGCGAGGCGUGCAGUUCCACGCUAGCCACCACUUACAGCAGCGGCGCCCUGGGCGACCGCCAAGUCGUCACCACGGACCUGCGCCACUCGUGCACCAGCAGCCACACCGGCACCAGCGCCUCGGCGCCUUUGGCCGCCGGAAUCUGCGCCUUGGCCCUGGAAGCCAACCAAAAUUUAACCUGGAGAGACAUGCAGCAUAUCGUGGUCAGGACUGCGAGGCCGGAAAAUUUGAUCGCCAACGACUGGCAAACAAACGGCGUGGGCAGAAAUGUCUCUCACAGCUUUGGUUAUGGACUUAUGGACGCUCAUGCUAUGGUUAAGCUGGCCAAAAGAUGGACUACAGUGCCCGAGCAGCACAAGUGCGAGAUCACUGCCCCGCAAGGCACCAAACCGAUCCCGGCUAAAAGCAGCACGACAUUGGAGCUGGACGUGUCCGAUUGCCCCGGCGUGGAAGUUUUAGAGCAUGUGCAAGCAAAAUUAACGAUCUACUCGCAACGACGCGGUGAUUUGAACAUACAGUUAACCUCACCAAUGGGCACCAAGGUGACCCUAUUGGCCAAUAGAUUGCACGAUAACUCCAGGUCUGGCUUUACCUUUUGGCCUUUUAUGUCCGUCCAUUCGUGGGGGGAGAACCCCAAGGGACAGUGGCUGUUGGAGAUUCAUAACGAUGGAAGACUUUUGGCCGAAUUUCGCAAUUGGAACAUGACUUUUUACGGAACAGUCACUGAACCAACAUACGAUUUGGAAAACGGCGGUUCGAAUCCCGCACUGACAUCAAAAACGUUUGCCGAUGAAUUUUCACAUAAUUCCGUGGACGAGGUCUCGCCCAACUGGAAAGUGGGAGCUGAGAAUCGCAAGGAUACGUUGGAGGUCGAGGAGGAAGAAAAGAGCACAACUAAAUCGAGUUGUGCGAAACUGAGUGGGAAUAUGUGUUUAGAAUGUAGAAAAGGAUAUACCCUAAUAGAAGGAUUUUGUUUGAAGAGCUGCCCUGAAAAAUUAUUCCCAAGUCCCAACGAAAGGGUCAGAUGUUUGCCAUGCCAUUACACUUGCAAAAAUUGCAAAGGCUCUCUAGAUUACGAUUGUACUGAAUGUUAUGAUGAUGCCAAAUUAUACAAUAUUUCAUCAAACGAGAAAUAUUGCUACCCCAUUAAGUUAAUACCUAAUAUAAGCAAAGUGCAAAAAUUAGAAUAUUUUAUCAUAAUCACCGUUGUUUUAAUCGUUGUUGUUUUGUCCAUUUAUUUGUGUAUGAAAAAGAAGAAUCAGGACCACAACUAUGAGAUUGUCAAAGAUAUUAGAAGCAUCGAAAAAAACGUGCAAAACAAACUUUACGACGAAGUGAAUAGUGACAGUGAUUAAAUAAAUUAAUAAACCUAUAUUUAUCUA